UCUAUGCUAUUUAUAUAUAUAAAUAUAUAGCCUGGAGGAAAGUGUGCCUGAGCCUGAGCUAAGUUCAGAUAACAGGAAUGACAUGCUUGUCCAUCUGAUAUUCCGGUGCACCUCUGGUGCAUUUGCACGUGUAUAGUGAUUUCAAAAUGAUUUUUUCAUCCAUCCAUAAUGUGUAAGUUAAACAAAAGCAGUCAUUCACAUGUGAAACAUUUGAAACAGAGCCGACCACAUGAUCAUCCGUGUCAGAAUUAAUGCACCGAAUGCAUCUUCACCGUGCUCAAUGGAGCUGCAAACACUAUAAAUGCUUCGCAGAGCAGCACUUGCCUUCAUCACCAACAAGGACCAAGAGGGAUCCCAAAUUGGCUGAAGAACGGGGAGGCAUUAUUUAAUUCAUCUGCAGGGACACAUUUGCACAAACAACCAUGAAGAGCACAUAUUAUAUGAUUGGGAUACUUCUAAUGAUCUUACACAACACCUAUCAAAGUCCUGUGCCAGAAACAGAUGCCAGCUCCAGAUCAGUCAAAGCUGCAAGGAAUGAAGCGGUAGAUGAUUCACAACAGCUCAAAGAAGUUAAACGUCACUCACAAGGCACAUUUACUAGUGAUUACAGCAAGUACCUAGACUCCAGGCGGGCUCAAGACUUUAUCCAGUGGUUAAUGAACACAAAACGAAGUGGAGGACUAUCAAGACGCAAUGCUGACUAUGAGAGGCAUGCAGAAGGUACAUUCACCAGUGAUGUGACUCAGCACUUGGAUGAAAAAGCAGCCAAAGAAUUCAUUGACUGGCUAAUAAAUGGAGGACCAUCAAAAGAAAUCAUUUCAAGGCGCAAUGCGGACGUUGAGAGGCAUGCCGAAGGUACAUACACUAAUGAUGUAACUGAAUAUCUGGAGGAGAAAGCAGCCAAAGAAUUUAUUGAGUGGUUGAUAAAUGGGAAACCAAAGAAAAUAAGAUAUUCCAGACACGCAGAAGGAACAUUCACUAAUGACAUGACCAACUACCUGGAAGAGAAGGCAGCCAAAGAAUUUGUGGGCUGGCUAAUAAAAGGAAGACCAAAAAGAAAGGACCUUCUUGAGGAACAAUAGACUGAAAGCCAAAACAGACCCCCCAUAUAGGAUAUGUGUUCAACAAGAAAUCACCCGGCUGUCACUUGGAAAUGUUGAAUUUGUGUUCUGUAGAAUUCCAGCAGGUAUAUGGAGCCAUAAAGCCCAGCUUUGCAUGCAAAGUACAUGAAAUUGGCGAGCGUAUCUUCUUCCGUAGGAGAAUACAAAAACAGCAGUUAUCUACCAAUACCCAAUUAACAUGGCAGAUUACACGGUUUCGGUAACGGCCGGAUUCGCGUUGUUGAACAAUGCAUCAUGAGUCUUACCUGAGCGCGUAGGGCUUCUAAAAUCCAAAAGUGCCAAAUCUGUGCCCAAAUAUUUGAAGUGAGAUAAAGAACUAUAGGCUAAAAUGAAGUAGGACUUGUUUGAAUUAAAAUAACUUAUUUUUCUAUGAAGUCGAAUUGUACAUAGAAUUUACUUCAAUCAGCAAAGCCAGAAAGAAAAAAAAAGCAAAAAAAAAAAAUAACAUAUUACCCAUAUUUCAAAGAUUUAUUACAGAAAAUGCAAAGCUUUCAGAAUAUUAACCUGUAGCCUUAAAUAAAGUUUUUCAAGCUUCA
Messenger RNA from Xenopus tropicalis (tropical clawed frog), 1657 nucleotides. It is a transcript of the gene gcg, whose product is annotated as glucagon. The record is from RefSeq and is a predicted model, not a curated record. The coding region runs from base 423 to 1082 and encodes 219 amino acids. Gene Ontology annotation, molecular function: hormone activity. The transcript is spliced from 7 exons. NCBI's taxonomy places the organism in Eukaryota, Metazoa, Chordata, Amphibia, Anura, Pipidae. Gene Ontology annotation, biological process: signal transduction. Gene Ontology annotation, cellular component: extracellular region.